AUGGCCCGCUUCCAGAAAGGCUCCCGGCAUUCUGGAAGGAGUGGCGCCAAGGACUUGUUUCGGGAGCUGGACCGCCUUGGCCCAGACAGCCAUGAAGGCCCUGUAGGCUUACUUGCCCGGCUCAACAGCCAGCAACUGCUUCAACGUCCUCCUGACUUCACUCGCCUGCUGGGCGCCUUGGGUAAGCGCAGCCUCUGGAACUUUGUGGCAUCUGUGCUGUGCGAGAUGCAGAAAGGCUUGCAGCUGGAUGUGAUUGCGCUUGGCGCAGCCGUGAAUGCCUACGCAGGAGCAGGACAGUGGUCGCAUUGCAGCGCGCUAUUACGCAGUGCGUGUGGGUCGGGAGUUUUGCCGGACCUCAUGACGUUCAACUCGGCCCUGCGGAGUGCAGACUUGUCGGCAUGCUGGAGGCCUGCCGUCAACUUCCUAGAUUUCCAGAGGCGUUGCAGUGUGCAGCCGGAUGUCAUCUCGUACAGCCUCUUUGCCGGAGCCUCCGGUCGCCAGGGGAAGUGGAGUUCAGUCUGUGGGCUUCUUCGGAUGCAUGGCUUGGUGCCAGAUGUCAUGAUGCUGGGCACGUCCCUCAUGGCCUGUGAAAAGGCGCAGCAGUGGGAGAGGGCCCUGCAGGCCGCAUCCGACAGCCAGCUGCAGCUGGAUAGGCAUGUCCUGAAUGCCGCCAUCAGCGCGUGCGCCGUGGGCUUGCAACCCAAGCUGGCACUUCAGAUAUUUGAGGAGAUGCGAGGCCAAAGCGUUGAAGCAGACGUGGUCACCUUCGGGGCCCUGGUCACAGCUGCUGAGAAGGGCCAACUGUGGCAUCAGGGCCUUGAGAUCCUGCAGAGGAGCCUGGCGCAAGGCACCGCACCAGACCUGGUGCUGGGCAGCGCGGUUAUCAGCGCCUGCGAGAAGGCAGCUGAGUGGCGCUGGGCGUUGCUGGCCGCGUCAAAGCUGCAAGGGCCUUUGAAGCUUCGGCCCAAUGAGAUCAUGUGCAACGCGGAGAUUAGCGCUUGUGCUGCAGCAGGGCAUUGGGAACUCGGACUGCUGCUCCUAAGCCAAAUGCGAAGUUGGAGCAUCCAACGGAGCACGGUGACUUACAACUCCUUGGCAGAGGCGUGUCAGAAAAGCCUCAGCUGGCAAGGGGUCCUCCGAACCUUGAGCGAUAUGAGAGAGGAUGCUCUGCAGCCCGACGUGAUCACAGCAUCCCUGGCUAGCUCUUCCUUGCAGGUUGCUGGGCAGGUGGCAUAUCUUCCUGAGCUUCUUGCCCAAGUAGCAGUUACACCCGGCCCAGCCACAUCCAGCGCACCAGGCCCCCACGAGUCUCGGCAGGUUACUGCCCUCGAGAUUCCGUCAGAGCAUGGCACAAUGCCAAGUGCUGCUGAGAGUUGCUUCCGCGCGGAAUGGCGGAGCUUGCGAUCCAAAUUGGAAGCGUUAUGCCUGGAAAGUGGGUCAACCAGCGAGACGGCUUCCUUCCGCCUGCUGGAUCGCAGGCUGAAUUCCUUCUUCUCCCUCGGUGCUCAUUUUACAGCCAUUGCAGUGCACACCUUCUUCCCGGCCCUUUCAAGGUGGCAGGCCUUGGCGCGUUUGGACGCACGGCGGGAAUCCACGCGCUGGUCCCAGGAGGCCAGUGCCCAGGGCCUCGCCGCUUGGGCGCAGAGCGCGCAGAGCGCGCAGAGCGCGCAGCGCGCAGACGGCGACAGCGCGAUCUUUGGCUACGGGGGCCUCGUGGACAAUGCGCUGCUUCCGCUCACUGUGCAGCAUGACCGGGCAGCAUGUCGGCAGACGGUUGUGGCAGCCGCCACUGAGAAGAGGAUCCUAAGGCCGCAAGGCCCGAAUUUGCAACGCCCCGCGCGGGCGGCCGGUGCUUUGCUGGCGUGCAGUGCGUGCAUUGCUUUCACACCGUGCUCCAAAUUUCUGAGCCGGAUUGGCAAGCGAGCGGCCCGGAAGGCGGCCUCUCGCCGCGUGUCCCGCGUGGCCACGCCUGGGAUUUCCUACGCGAGCCGCUGGCAGCUGGCAGCCAAGGGCACGCCCCGUCAGGAGGACGACCCGGAUGGUGAGCUCAGGAAGCAGGUGGAACAUCUCUGGGAGGACCUGGAGCCGAAGCUGAUGUACCUGUCACGUGACGACCGCCUUCUAGCUCUUUCGGCACUUUGUGUUGCAGCGUUGGCACACAAGGGCCAGACUCGCAAAUCCGGUGAGCCUUACAUCGUGCACCCAGUGGCGGUGGCCGAACUUUUGGCGCUGCUGAAGGUGCAGGCAGAAGUUAUCGUCAGUGGCCUGCUACAUGACACGGUGGAAGACAACGCCACCAUGCGCUUCGAAGACCUGGAGGGCAUUUUCGGGCCAGAUGUGCGACGCAUCGUAGAGGGCGAGACGAAGGCCUCCAAGAGGACGGCUGGAUGGAGUCGCUACACUUCGCUGUUCAAUCAAUUCCUCGGGAAGCCGCCCUCGCCCCCAGAGGUGGCAAAGGCUCGGGAGCAGGCAGAGAACUUGCGGGAUAUGUUUUUGGCGAUGGCCGACGACUACCGGGUGAUCCUGGUGAAGCUGGCCGAUCGGCUGCACAAUAUGCGCACGCUCGAGUUCAUGCGAGAGGACAAGCAGAAAAAGAUUGCAGCGGAAACGCUUUUCGUGUUCGCCCAACUCGCGCACCGCCUGGGCGUUUGGCUCUUCAAGACCGAGCUGGAAGAUUUGUCAUUUAAGUACCUCUACCCGACAGAAUUCCAGAAGCUGAACAAGCUCCUGAGUGCAAGACGAGCGCAGUAUGAAUCUACGCUUCAGCUUGCCACAAGCGAUUGCGCAGAAAUCCUGAGGCAAGACGCCACGUUUCAGGAGCACGAUGUACGCAUCGAGCUCACUGGCAAAGAGAAAGGCCUAUACUCGCUAUGGGAGAAGAUGCGGCGUAAGCGGACAUACCUCAACAACAUUGAUGACGUGGCAGAUGUGAUCGCCCUGCAUGUCGUGCUGGACAUCGACAAGCUGGAGGAUGAAGACGACGAAGCCUACGCAGCCCGAGCAGCCAAAUACUGUUACCAUGCCUUGGGCUUGGUCCGGAAGCUGCCAAAUUGGUCUGGAGGAGAUUGCGUGAAGGACUACAUCCGGUACCCAAAGCCCAAUGGCUACCAGUCGCUGCACGUCACCUUCAUCCACGAGGACUCGGUGGUGCCCCUGGAGCUCCAGAUCCGAACCCGACGCAUGCACGAGGUGGCGGAGUACGGCAUAUGCUACGCGCAUUGGAAUUAUGAAGACCGGUCCAAGAUGUCAGAGACGCAAAGCCGCCGUGUGACCUUUCUGGACUCGCUGGCAGACAAAGACAGAAAGCUCAGAGCUGACCCGCUGGAGUUCGUGCAGGAGGUCUUGCGUGACGAGCUGGGAAAGAGGUGCUUCGUAAUCUUGGGUAACGGCACCAUCCUGGAGCUUUCUCGUGGCUGCACCGCCUUGGAUGCGGCCUUCAAGAUCCACGAGCAGGUUGGCCUCCACAUGCUUUACCCCGUCAUCAACGACAAAAAGGUGAGCCCCUUCUAUUUGCUUCAAAACGGCGACCGUGUGCAGAUCGUCACCUCACAGGAGGCCGUGCCCAAGAGGGAAUGGCUUGCCUGCGCCUUUCUGCAUUCAACGAGACAGAGCCUCAAAGCCUUCUUUGACGAGCGAAAGAAGAACAAGAACAGCAAGAAGGACAAGGAGCGCGCGGUAGAUGUUGCUGCAGCCUUGGCGACAGCAGCAACGGCUGCCGCAGCGCUGCCACUGGUGCAUUAGGAUAGGCUGACAUGACGCAUGACGGCUAGGGACCCAAGAUGGCACAUUGGUCGAAUGGCUCACUCUUAGUCCCCUUUUGUUGAAUGGGACCAAAACGGGGGGCUCUACGGGCAACAUGCCGUCCUAAUUGCCGUGGCCCCAUGAGCUCAUGGCCUUGGCCACUGCAAGGGCUCAAUUCAACUGUUGCAACAGCUGCUGUUUGGGGCAGACCUUGUUCCUCGCAAAGAGUACUCACAAUACUUUGCGGCGCUUUUCGUAGCAUUCGAGACGGAAUCAUUCCCAGGCGCAUUGCCGCAAGUUUCACCCAAAGUGCGAGCAGAGCGUCGCAGUGCCAAUGGCGUCUGGCGCCUUCUGCCGCAAUUUUUUAACAGACCAUUGUACACAGAGCAGUUCCAGGAGCGCUUAACGAUUUUUCGACAAACAUGGUGACGGAAACUCAAAUGG
Effrenium voratum is the source of this 4185-nucleotide messenger RNA. NCBI's taxonomy places the organism in Eukaryota, Dinophyceae, Suessiales, Symbiodiniaceae. The record is from the annotation of a GenBank genome assembly.